AUGGCGCUCUACAAUUGGAUGGUCUUCUCACUCCUGAUCAUCGAGAUCGUCACCUUUAUCGUCCUCGUCAUGCCCCUACCUUUCACCUGGCGCCGAGUACUCUUCCGAUUUCUCGCCACUUCUCCACUGGUCGCCAAGCUCCAAUAUGCCCUCAAAAUCCUUUUCAUCUUCGUCACCGUAUUGUUUGUUGAUUCGGUCCAGAGGAUGAUGAAGAUCCAUCACGAGGGUGAGGCGGCUAAAGAGCAGGGAGCUGGUGUUGGACGAGAUCUGCGAAGCGAGACGGAUUGGAGGAGCCGUAAAUUUCUAAGCGAGAGGGACAUGUACAUGAGAGGCUUUACCCUAUUCCUAUCCCUGAUCCUCUCCCGUACCUUCGCCCUAAUCCUUGACCUCAUCAAAGCCCAAGAAGACCUCGCCACGCUCAAGAAGCAGGCCGCUGGACAAUCACGCGAAAAGGGAUUCUCGGAGGAAGUAGAGAAAAAGUACAAGCAACAGAUCAAAGACUUGCAGGGAGAACUGGACGCCUUGGGCAAACGUGUCGAUGGACCGGGUGGGAACAAAAAGACGAGCUGA
Molecule: messenger RNA, 570 nt
Organism: Puccinia graminis f. sp. tritici CRL 75-36-700-3
Lineage: Eukaryota; Fungi; Basidiomycota; Pucciniomycetes; Pucciniales; Pucciniaceae
Exons: 7
Coding region: 1-570 (189 amino acids)
Biological process (GO): endoplasmic reticulum to Golgi vesicle-mediated transport; intracellular protein transport
Cellular component (GO): endoplasmic reticulum membrane; endoplasmic reticulum
Source: RefSeq, a predicted model, not a curated record